Messenger RNA from Anisakis simplex (herring worm), 570 nucleotides. The record is from the annotation of a GenBank genome assembly. Lineage: Eukaryota; Metazoa; Nematoda; Chromadorea; Rhabditida; Anisakidae.
AUGGGUUCCGAAGAGGGCUCGAAGGCACCAGUGCGUCUGGAGACCGAUCCGGCCGCUGACGAGACCAGCAAACUUCAAAUCGAACAAGAAGCACCGAAGACUCCAACGAAAACUGUGGACGAUUUCUUGCAACUCGGAUGGUACAAUUUUCAUGCUGUUUGCUCAGCUGAAUUCAUUGUAUUCAAUAUGCUUUGCAAUAUGGUUUACAUGGUUUACGGAGGUUUCCAACCAAUCGUGAAAAGUUGUGGUGACUUUCAUGCGAACACAACCGGUGGUGAUAUAUGUGCACAAUACGAUCUGUGGCGACCGCAAAACGAAUGCGUGCCCCAACUAGAAUAUCAGUUCAAAUCCGUAAAUGUUGAGGUGAGUGCCCAAUGUUAUACUCUUAUUCGGCCACAUUCACCGGCACUCGUUCGGAAGAGCUUGAUGAUGGUCUUCGUCUUUAGAUUUAAAUUCAUCCUGCUCAAAAUGAUUAGCGAGUGGGAAUUUCAGUUCGACUAUUUGUGUAGCGAAGGUAAGGCAGUGAAGACGAGUAUUUCAAUUCAAAUGCUUGGUAUCUUGUUCGGUACA